GGUUUAAAAUUUGUCUCCCUUUCACGAGAUAACGAGAAGAGACCACGGUCUCAGUCUCAGGCCAUUUUGUUGAGAAAAAAGUACGUCGCCUACGCCUCAUUUCACUGCGCAUGCGCAAGUUGGGCGGAAAUAAACAUUGCAAAAUCGACGAAAACAAGUUAACAGAUCAUCUGUGAUUUGAGGAAUAUUAACAGUACAAGAUGUCAGCCCCACCACCAUAUCCCGGUAACGAGAAGGGAAUGCCUCCUCCAAACCCUGCAUACCCCCAACAGGCCCCAGGCCCUGCACAGUACAGUCAACCCGGUUAUGCACCCCAAUAUGGAGGUUAUGCACCCCAAUACGGAGGUUAUCCACAGCAGGGACCAGGUCAUCCCCAGCAAGGUUAUCCUGCUCAAUAUGGCCAGCAGGCAACCACGGUUGUGGUGGCUCAACCGGCCUACACGGUUGUGCAGCACUUCAGGGAGUCGCCGGUGCGCAUCAAGUGUCAGUUCUGCCAGGCGGACAUUGUCACGUCCACCUACUAUGAGACUGGCACCUUGACAUGGGUUGCCUGCUUUGUGAUUGCCAUUGUUGGCUGCUGGAUUGGUUGCUGCCUGAUCCCGUUCUGCAUGGACGCCUGCAAGGACGUCGUGCAUCAGUGCCCCAACUGCAACCAGCAGGUGGGCCGCUACAACCGCAUGUAACAGGCCGUCAACCGUACAUCCACUGCACUGCAAAACCCUGGUUAAAACAGGCAGGGCAGUGUCUCAACCCCACUGGAGUCAGGUGGUUUAUCGGCCUUAUCAUCAUUUGAGCAUCAAUUUUUAUUUACAGUUGUACGUGUUUAUUGCAAACUUUACUACAAUGUUUUUUUCAGAAUUAGGUUUAUAUGUUUUUAUAUUUAUCCUUAUUCGACGAACGUCUACAAAUCACAUAGAUCUACACUUGAUUAAACUGUGCUGUCUUAGUUUGUUUACACAAAAUGAAACAUUCCAGUGUGGAUUGAAGUGGAAUUAUCAUUCUUUCAGUGCCAAGAAAUAUUGUAAUGAUUGUCUCCACAAUAUAAAUCUUAGUAUAUUUUGACAAAUUUAUUUCUUUUAGACAUUGCUUGUCUUUUAUAAAAUUUAUUGAUGGACCUUACUGGCUGUAUUUCAAUGCAAGUUAAUACAAAUGUUUUACUGUGUCACAUGAACAUUGUUAUCAUUCGUUAUUUUAAUCAAUUGACUCCAGGUGUCAAAAUGUGUGAUUUACUCAAACAUGUUGUGAAUGUAUAAUGGCCGAUCACUUCGUUUUGUAUCGUUUUGUACUUCUGUCUGUAUCUAUUUCUUACAUCACACUAUAAUACCGAUAGCUAACAAGCACUCUCUUGUUUUUCAGAAUAAAAUUACUGAAAAGAUUAUUGUAUACAAGCAAUCUUUAAAUUUUAAGAUUUUAACUUGCAAUGUUUCAUGAUUGCUUAUUUAUUAACGACAGCUGUAUGGGUUAUGAAUAAAUGCUAUGUAACAAAAACAUUCUGAAAAUGCUAAUUCCAAAUGAUAAACAUGAUAUAUAAUUCAAAAACAAAGUGACCUCCAGCUUUAGUGUUUAACAACAGAAUGCAAAAAUGUACAAUAAUUUCAUGCCUCCACUAACUGUGAUAAAACUUUCUGGUGACUUUAACGGUUUUAUGUUUUAUUCAUUGUUUUAAAAUUUUGUUUUUAAGCACAUCUCACACAGAGUUCGGAUAUUUUAUCUCGUACUGAAUAAAAUUAUUUCUUUCCAUAA
Dreissena polymorpha is the source of this 1743-nucleotide messenger RNA. Its product is annotated as LITAF domain-containing protein-like. The transcript has 9 exons. Bases 201 to 683 code for a protein of 160 amino acids. Lineage: Eukaryota; Metazoa; Mollusca; Bivalvia; Myida; Dreissenidae. Gene Ontology annotation, molecular function: zinc ion binding. The record is from RefSeq and is a predicted model, not a curated record.